Molecule: messenger RNA, 1658 nt
Organism: Oreochromis aureus
Lineage: Eukaryota; Metazoa; Chordata; Actinopteri; Cichliformes; Cichlidae
Gene: dhdh.2
Product: dihydrodiol dehydrogenase, tandem duplicate 2
Exons: 7
Coding region: 66-1073 (335 amino acids)
Molecular function (GO): nucleotide binding
Source: RefSeq, a predicted model, not a curated record
UCGCCACUCUGAGGCCGAGAACAGCAACUGCUGCUUUGAAUCUGUCUCAGUCCGCCGUGUCCAAUAUGGCAACCAGGUGGGGAAUCUGCAGCGCCGGGAAGAUCAGUCAUGACUUCACCGUGGCCCUGAAAACUCUUCCACCUGAAGACCAUCAGGUUGUGGCUGUGGCAGCACGCAAGUUGGAGGAUGCACAGGAAUUUGCCAAAAAACACAGCAUCUCCAAAGCGUAUGGCAGUUAUGAGGAGCUGGCCAGAGAUCCUGACAUUGAUGUGGUGUACAUUGGAGUAAUCCACCCAUACCAUCUGAACACUUGUCUGCUCUUUACAAAUGCCAAGAAGAAUGUGCUGUGUGAGAAGCCACUGGCUAUGAACACCAAGGAGGUGCAGCAGAUUCUGGCCUCAGCCAAAAAGAAUGAUGUCUUUCUCAUGGAGGCUGUUUGGACCCGCUUUUUCCCAGUCUCCGUUGAGAUCAGACGAUUGCUGGCCCAGGGGGAGCUGGGCGAAGUGAAGAUGGUCAGAUCAGAGUUUGGUGUGCCAUUGAUGCAUGUAUCGAGAGCAGUGCAGAAGGAGCUAGGUGGAGGAGCAUUACUAGACAUUGGGAUCUACUGCUUGCAGUUUAUAUCCAUGGUGUAUAAUGGAGAGAAGCCAGAGAGCAUCCAAGCUAGUGGAGUAGUGCACGUGGAGACUGGAGUGGAUGAGACGGUGGUUGCCAUUCUUAAGUACUCCAAGAACAGAAUGGCAGUGAUUACCUGCUCCUCAGGUGUACAAUUGCCCAAUGAUGCCAUUAUUAUGGGAACAAAGGGCACAGUUCGGAUCCCUGCUCCCAUGUGGUGCCCCACAUCAUUAGUGGUGAAUGACAAGGAGACUGAGUACCCAGUUCCAGAACCCUAUUUGCCUCUCAACUUCAUCAAUAGUACAGGAAUGCGUUAUGAAGCAGAGGAGGUUCGACAGUGUUUGCUCAAAGGGCUGAAGGAAAGUACAGUCAUGUCCCACGCAGACUCUCUCCUGCUGGUUGAAUUGGAGGAUGAGAUCCGCAGACAGGUGGGGGUGGUGUACAGCCAGGACUGCCAGUAAAUGUUAAACACGUACCCAUGCUGUGAUUAACGGGAACCAGUUUGUAAUUACAGAUAAUUUCCUUUUAUUGGUUCAAAAUGAACCUUUAUUCCCAUACCACUGCAAGGAACACAAGUUGUAAGGAUAAAUACUAUAGUUUGGCCAAACCCAGCCACUACAGAAGAUGUUGCAAAUAUUGUCAUUAAUGGUUAAAUAUGGAAAAAACAACACUUUGCUAACUGUACUUGUAAGUUCUUACAUUACUAGAUACUGUUGUCUAGCAAUACACUGUACCACUGUGAAAGUGUUUGAUUGGAAUACAUUUUUAAAUAAAUUUUAAUAAAGAGUCAAUCUCACCUGAAUCCUUUAUUUUGUGCACGGAAAUUGAAUACACCCACAAAUGAUGAUUCAAACAUCACAACAUUCAGAUAGGUGCUCAUCUCUUUUAUUGAUGGAACUCAAGUCUUGUUGGACAGCUCAGUACACCAGCUAAGCAUUAUAAUACCCCUUUACAUUUUGUUAGUUCUUACACUCUAGCAUUACAAUCAAAAGCAUGUUACACGUGUGGAGACAGUUAUAGUGGGUCACCAACAGAGAGAAAAACUA